AUGGAGUCCGCUCGAGGACCUCCACGGGUCAAGAACAAGGCCGCAAGUGCCAUCCAGAUCUCUGCAGAGCAGCUCUUACGGGAAGCAGUUGAUCGCCAGGAACCCGGAUUACAGGCGCCGACGCAGCGAUUUGCGGAUCUCGAAGAACUCCAUGAAUUUCAAGGCAGAAAAAGGAAGGAGUUUGAGGCGUAUGUGCAGAGGAAUAGGAUAAACAUGAACAAUUGGAUGAGAUACGCCCAAUGGGAACUUGAGCAGAAGGAAUUCAAGCGUGCAAGGUCGAUAUUCGAGAGAGCAUUGGAUGUAGAUUCAACUAGUGUGACUCUGUGGAUUCGCUAUAUUGAAGCGGAGAUGAAAUCGAGGAAUAUCAACCAUGCAAGAAAUCUACUCGAUCGAGCGGUUACUAUUCUGCCGCGGGUGGAUAAACUAUGGUACAAAUAUUGUUAUAUGGAGGAAAUGCUGGGAAAUGUACCAGGCACAAGACAGGUAUUUGAGCGAUGGAUGGCUUGGGAGCCAGAUGAGGCAGCAUGGAGCAGCUAUAUCAAGUUGGAGAAGCGGUACGGGGAGUUUCAAAGAGCUCGUGACAUCUUCCAGAGAUUUACCAUGGUGCAUCCUGAACCGAGAAACUGGAUUAAAUGGGCUAGAUUCGAAGAAGAGUAUGGCACGACUGAUCUUGUGAGGGAGGUGUUUGGGAAUGCCAUUGAAGCUCUGGGCGACGACUUUAUGGAUGAGCGACUAUUCAUCGCAUAUGCGAGAUAUGAAGCGAAACUCAAGGAAUACGAGCGCGCGAGGGCUAUCUACAAAUAUGCUCUAGAUCGCCUGGCAAGGUCGAAAUCGAUUGGCCUCCAUAAGGCGUAUACAACAUUCGAAAAGCAAUUCGGUAAUCGAGAGGGUGUAGAGGACGUGAUUCUAUCAAAACGGCGAGUCCAGUAUGAGGAGCAGGUCAAAGAAAACCCUAAAAACUACGAUGCAUGGUUCGAUUACGCCAGACUGGAGGAAGUGUCCGGUGAUUUCGAUCGGGUCCGAGAUGUGUACGAGCGAGCAAUAGCUCAAAUUCCACCCACUCAGGAAAAGAGGCAUUGGCGACGAUAUAUAUACCUUUGGGUAUUUUAUGCUAUAUGGGAGGAAAUGGAGUCUAAAGACAUUUCAAGGGCAAAGCAAAUUUACCAGGAAUGUCUAAAACUAAUCCCGCAUAAGAAAUUCACAUUUGCCAAAAUCUGGCUUAUGAAAGCCCAAUUCGAAAUACGCCAGCAACAACUCCAAGCCGCCAGGAAAACCUUGGGACAAGCAAUUGGAAUGUGUCCGAAAGACAAGUUGUUUAAAGGGUAUAUCGAAUUGGAGCUCAAGCUAUUUGAAUUCGUUCGCUGUAGGACUCUUUAUGAGAAGCAUAUUGAAUGGAAUCCGUCGAACUGCCAAGCAUGGAUAAAGUUCGCCGAGCUUGAACGCGGUCUUGAUGAUCUGGAACGUGCGCGUGCAAUUUUCGAACUCGCAAUCGCCCAGACUGUUCUUGAUAUGCCCGAGCUUCUCUGGAAGGCAUACAUUGAUUUUGAGGAGGAGGAAGGAGAGUACGAGAGAACCAGGGCGUUGUAUGAGAGACUACUAGAAAAGACUGGGCACGUCAAAGUCUGGAUUAGUUACGCACAUUUCGAGAUCAACGUACCAGAAGAUGAUGAGGAAGAGGAGGAGGAAGAGAGGGAGGUUAGUGAAGGGGCUAAAGUUAGAGCAAGAAAGAUAUUCGAGAGGGCCUUAGAUACUAUGAAGGAUCAGGACCUGAAGGAAGAACGGGUCUCCCUUUUGAAUGCCUGGCUUUCUUUCGAACGUACCCAUGGCUCGGCAGAUGAUAUUGAAUCGGUGCAGAAACAGAUGCCACGUAAGACUAAGCGACGUCGCAAGCUGGAUGAUGACAGCUACGAAGAGUACAUCGACUAUGUUUUCCCAGCUGAUGAUCAACAAACACAAUCUCUUUCGAACCUUCUGGCCAAGGCUGCGGCUUGGAGGCAGGCGGGUGGAACACUUACUGGCCCAGCCGGCGGUGGGGAAUGA
Glarea lozoyensis ATCC 20868 is the source of this 2040-nucleotide messenger RNA. RefSeq names its product TPR-like protein. NCBI's taxonomy places the organism in Eukaryota, Fungi, Ascomycota, Leotiomycetes, Helotiales, Helotiaceae. Gene Ontology annotation, cellular component: precatalytic spliceosome; Prp19 complex; U2-type catalytic step 2 spliceosome. The transcript is spliced from 2 exons. The coding region runs from base 1 to 2040 and encodes 679 amino acids. Gene Ontology annotation, biological process: mRNA splicing, via spliceosome; spliceosomal complex assembly. Gene Ontology annotation, molecular function: protein binding. The record is from RefSeq and is a predicted model, not a curated record.